This is a messenger RNA of Linum trigynum, 4051 nucleotides long. NCBI's taxonomy places the organism in Eukaryota, Viridiplantae, Streptophyta, Magnoliopsida, Malpighiales, Linaceae. The record is from the annotation of a GenBank genome assembly.
CCUAGAAGCAUACGAGCUUCCUUUUUUUCCUAGUGAUCCAACAUCUUGAUCUUCGUUUUCUUUUCUUUUGGGAGCUAUGAACACGAUCCCAUAUUCCAUUGUUGGGAGAGAUCGACCAUGGCACUCGCAUCCCCAGAUCAAUAUCUGAUCCUUCAUUGUGAACACUUACACCAUUCCAUCUGAGUCCACUAACACCUUGAUUCUGCACGCUAACGUCAAACAACACGAGCACCGCCGCGGCCCGCGAGAAGACUCCGGCUAGCCAAGAAAUAGAAACCAAAGAGAGAGGAGAGAGCGUUUCAUAACAAAAAAAAAAAAUAUUGUUAGGAUCUAAAUUUCAGUAAUUUACUUCACUAGUUAAUUCAUUAAGGGGUCGUUUGGAAGUUGUGAUUGUAAGAAUUGUGUUUGUUGAAUACAUGUAUUGUGCACAAUACAAUGUUUGGAAGUGCCAAAAUGUAAAACCAUGCAUGCAUUGUUUUAGGUAGGUCCCACCAAUAAUCACAAAAAAUGAUGCAUUAUACAAUCUCAACUAAAAGUUGUGAUUGUUGCUUUUAGAUUUGUGUCAAACUUUUUCUUUUCAUUUAUAUCCCAAUAGUUUUUGUCUUAUACUAAAAGUUGAGGGUAAAUAUUACAUUUUCCCAUAAAAUAACUUUAUGUAAAUCAAUGCAUAAAGUAGAAUCUCAACAAUCAAACAAUGUAUUGUUAUAAUGCAUUCAUUGUAUCAAUACAUGCAUUUACAUUAUAGUGAUUCAUUAUAAUGCAACGAUUUUAACAUUAGCAACUUCAGUCAGCUAAAUUACUGUUGGUAUUCGCGCCAAGAGUAUCCAAUUUCGUGCUCCAAAAUUCCCAAUUCCCGCGUGUCACCACGAUUCACUUAUUAGCAUGGUUGUCAUGCCGGUGGCAUGCCACCCGGUUGAACCUGGUUCAACCUGUGCCGGUCAUGAAACCGGCAUGACACCACCGGUAUGACCGGUAUGAUCGACUUAACCAUUCUAAGUAAAAUGACAUCAUUUUAAUGAAUUUAAUGAAUAAAAAAUUAAUUUAUUAUUCAUUUUAUGAAUGUAAUAGUUAAAAGUUGAUGAUAUUUGUUGGAUUGUAACUAAAUUGUCCACAAAUAUGUUUUAUAUAUGAUUAGAUACAUUGGAUAUUAAUUGUUUUCACAUUUUUUUAAACCGGCAUGAACCGGCACAAACUGAUUAUACCACCGGUCAUACUAUUCCACUUGCCAAACCGGCACAACUGUAUAAACCGGUUUGACAACCUUGUUUGUUAGGUUUUAUUUUCCCCAAAUCAAUUUUGGGAGAACAAAAGAAAAGAUUUAAGGGCCACGAGAUCAAAGCUCCAUCGCGGCCACAGUAGCCCGCCAGUCAUGACUGCCGGCGCCGGCUGGACAGUAAAGUAAGUGCAGCUUCUGCUUACUUUGCUGCUUAAACUUCAACCAAUCAAAACUCAAGCAGGUAAGGUUUCAACUCAUCUAAUUUCUCUCCAUAAACCAAAAGGACGAAUCUUUCUUACCCGCUGUUCAAAACCCAAUUCCUGGAAUUGCAUGAACUGGUCGGCUUGCCGAGUGGGUUAAAACCCCCUCCUGCUUUAACUCCGCUCGUACUUUUCCCAGCCCGUCUUUGAUUAUUCGUGAAUGGGAUUGCCUGCGGCUUCUGUGAAUUGGUUUUGCCCUAAAUCGACAUGGUAAUUUCCACAAACAAGCUCCACAGCAGUACAAUCGAACGAAGAGGAUCUAACCCAACAACAGAGACCAUCGAUCAUCACCAAUGUAUCUGAGAUUCCCCUAUGCUUGUCUACGAGAAAAGGAAGCUUUCUCAACCAUCAACCAUUGCUAUUGCCUCUGAGAUUACAACGCCUAUGCAUGUGUAUAAGAGAAGGAAGCCUUCACAACCAUUAACCAGCACCAAUGUGGCUGAGGUUACAGCGCCUAUGCAUGUCAACAAAAGAAGGAAGCUUUCACAGCCAUCAACCAGCACUGAUGUAUCUGAGAUUACCGCGCCUGUGCUUUGCUACAAAAGAAGGAAGCUCUUAAAACGAUCAACCAUCACCGAUGUAUCUAACAUUACAGCCCCUAAACUUGUCUACAAAGCUUUCCCACCCAUCCCCUAUGCUUGUCUGCAAUAGAAGAAAAGUGAAAAGGGGUAAGCACCCUUCCCCUUCUUCACUGAGUCACAGUGUGAAUGAUAGUUGCUCUUCGUCACCAUCAAGAUCGAAUGUGGAGUUCAAUUCGGUGUGGAUGGGUAAAGAAAUGGAAGAUGAUACAGCUGAGUGCUCUUCUUCCUCUGCAUCUGAUAGGGAUAUUGCAUUUCGAUUCUUGUAGGGGCUCCUACGUCCGGAAUGCGAAUUGGUGGCAUGGCUUGUAGGCGGUGCAGGGUUUGUUCUCGUUCAGAUUCCACAAAAAGGAUGCUGCUUUGUGAUGAUUGUGAGGCGGCAUUUCACUUGUCUUGCAUCAGUCCUAAAAUAAGCGUAGUCCCUGUCGAUGAGUGGUUUUGUUAUUCCUGUUUGAAGCAGAAGAAACCAAAGGUGUGGAAGGAAGCGAGUGAAUGUGCUUAUACUAUCCAUGGAGUGAGUGGAUCUUUGAGAUCUGUGUCUGCAAGUGGAUCGGGUCCUGUUGACAUGAUGCUGAGUGAUGAUGAGCCAUAUGCUAGCCGUGUUCAUGUUGGUAAAAGGUUUCAAGCUGAAGUUCCAGACUGGUCGGUGCAGUUUUGUAGAAUGUAUCAUGUCUGAUUUUUCAAUCACAAGGGAAAGUGAGGCCAUAAUGCCUGUCCUAUGUAUGCCUAUGUAUGCAAGGUGUUGAUGUGACUUGAAUCGGACUAUCAGCCGUUACGACUGGUAAUUGGGAUGGGCUCAAUGUUAUUUGGGUUCGGGUUAUGGGCCUGGUCUGUAACCGUUUCCUUUGCCAGAUUGGAUUAGGUUUAGACCCACAUGGAGAAGUACUAUAAAUACUUCUCAUACUCCUCUGUAAUCUGUAAUCUCCUCGAUACAGUGAAACAGACUCUUUCUCGCCCGUGGACGUAGCUAACACACAUCGUGUUAGUGAACCACGUAAAUCGUGUGUCGUGUUUUCGAUUCACGCUUUCGUAUUCUUGCUUUGUCGAUUCCUGCGAUUUCCCGAUCCGUAGCAGCGCGUUUAUAACACAAGGGAACCAUUUUUUUCUUCUUUUUUCACCUUUUUAACUGGAAUGAAGCUAAGAUAAAUAGAUUACCAGAUAUGAUGUUUUUUCACCUUUUUAACUGGAAUGAAGCUAAGAUAAAUAGAUUACCAGAUAUGAUGGUUUAGAAUGCAUUAAAUUUGUUGGUCGAUUGCUUCAAGGGAUAUAAGUUUCUUGCGGUUUCCAUGUUUCUUAUGCACGUCCUGAUGGAAUGAAAAUCAAUUUCUACUGUACCUUUUUCUUUCUAUGUUGCUUUCAUAGUAAAGGAAACCGGAUAGUACCGGCCGGUUGAACCGGUAAAACCGGAAACCGGCGCCUGGCCGGUACGGUAGCCGUUUUGUAGUAAAGGAGCCGUUCCGGGAGGUUUUUCAGGUAAAACCGGUUUAAUUCAAAAAACCGCCCGGUUUUGGUCUAACCGGGGGUAAGCUGCUGGGAAGAGUUGAGCGGCGAUCGAGAAGCUAUAGGUCGGAGACUUCAACUGGCUGGUGGAAACAGGGGAGAUCGGCGGAGACGCAAAGGAGGUCGACGGGAUCUGUGAAGCUACCAGUUGUUGUUGAUGAUGAUUUCCUGUUGAGCAAUUUCUUCGGGGUGAUCGAAAGCGAAACCAGGACCAUCGAUUUGGGAAGCAGAUAAAACGAAGAAAGUGAAGGGGGAUUCACAAGUGGGUUUGGAAUUGGAUUGAAAGAAUUUCCAAUUCACAAUCACAAUAGAGAAGAAGAGGAUAAAGCUCGACUUUGGAUAUGGGUACCGGGAAGGCUAAAGCUUCGAUCAAUCACAUGCAGCUACAAGCUCCCCCAAGCCCAGAGAGGGGGGAACGAUUUCUUCUGGUUAUUGAUGAGAGAGAGAGAGAGAGAGAGAGAGUAGCGGCCCGGAAGAAACAAAAGGGAAAAUGGGGG